This is a messenger RNA of Drosophila ficusphila, 1414 nucleotides long. Its product is annotated as alpha-2-macroglobulin receptor-associated protein. Gene Ontology annotation, biological process: regulation of receptor-mediated endocytosis. The coding region runs from base 119 to 1258 and encodes 379 amino acids. The record is from RefSeq and is a predicted model, not a curated record. The transcript is spliced from 5 exons. Lineage: Eukaryota; Metazoa; Arthropoda; Insecta; Diptera; Drosophilidae. Gene Ontology annotation, molecular function: receptor antagonist activity; heparin binding; low-density lipoprotein particle receptor binding. Gene Ontology annotation, cellular component: endoplasmic reticulum; endomembrane system.
CAUACAUCGCUUUUGAUUCCCAUAAAGCUGGCCACUCCGCUUAUAGUGAAUAACUGUGAAUAGCCAGGUCAUAGAAAAGUUUCAUGUGCCUUUAAGCCGGAAAAAAACCACGAGGAAAAUGGUUAGGUCAGCAUCGGUAGUGGCAACCAUUGCUCUUUUUCUGCUGAUUGCAUCGCAGGGCGCGGAUGCCGACAAAAAACAGAGCAAGAAGUACAGCAAAGAGGCCAACGACCUGCAUUUCCAGCAAGUGAAGCAGGAGAAGUAUGAUCCGGAUUUUAAGAGUAUCCAGCGACCUUUCCGGAUGGCAAAAUUGAAUCUCGUAUGGGCCAAGGCACAGAACCGCUUAACAGAACCCAAGCUUAAGUCGCUAUACAUGGAACUAAAGAUCCAAGAUAAGGAGGAGAUCGCCUGGAAGCAGCUUAAUUCGCAGCACAAGGACAAGGAUGGCCUAAAGGAUGAUGAGCUGCGGCGCAAGCUCAUUGGCAUAAUGAGCAGCUACGAUUUGCUAGAGCAUUUUGACGAUACGCAGAACUCUGAAAAGCUAAAACCUUACAAGAAAUUCCACGACGCCGAGGAUCGCCACAGAAACAAAAGCCUGUUCAAGGAUAAAAAACUUAAUAGGCUAUGGGAAAAGGCAGAAAUUUCUGGAUUUACUGCGGAAGAAUUGAAGUCAUUAAAGCAGGAGUUUGAUCAUCACCAGGACAAGGUUGAUGUGUACUACAGUCUGCUCGAAAAUAUCGGCACUGUCGAUACCGCUAAGCAUGAAAAUGCCAUAAACACGGAAGAUUUGGACACCUACAACCUGAUUUCAAAUGAUGCCAAUGAAAAUGAGAUCAAAACCCAUGCACAGAAUGUAAAAAGCUUUGAAAACGAUCUGAACACACUUCGCAGUCAUCACGUGGGCAUAAAGGAUCACUACGAUAGACUGGAGCGCCUGGUGUCCUCCGGCCCCCACAGUCAGGAUUUCAUAGAGCCAAAGGUACAGGGUCUUUGGCGAGUGGCUCAAUCUAGCAAUUUCACGGAUAAGGAACUGGAGUCCAUCAAGACAGAGUUGCAUCAUUUUGAAAGCCGCUUGUUAAAGCUGCGUCACCUGCAUGCUGAGCAUGCUUUACAUGUGGAGAAGUACAAGGGCGAAAAACACAAGGAUAAGAGUAACCGCUUUGAGGAAAUGGAGGAUCAGCUAAAGAAGCAAACCCGAAAGGUUGAGAAACUGCAGGAAACUAUCGAAAAAACGAUUUUUAAGCACACAGAACUUUAAAAUGUUCAAGCAAUCACUAAACGUGCCAAGCGAAUAAAUUAGAUUUAAGAUUGUGUGAUGCACAAAACCUUUUAAGCUGCUAUUCAGCUUAGAUAUAGUUUUGAUACCAAAUAUCAUUUAUUUGAUAAUAAAUUCUCAUGAAGUUAAACUGAAAAA